UGAAGACAGAAACACGCUUCGGUCCGGGACUGCGUCCUUCAUUUAUGAUCGCUGAGAAUGAGAGCAGGCUCCUGCCGGAGUCCGAGGGGUGAUGGAGGCUGUAAAGAGCGCUGGUGAUGGAGGAGUGGAGUUUGUGGAGUUUGUGGAGCUCGUACUGAUCGGAGGGUCUCCGUGGGGCUUCACUCUCAGAGGAGGUCUGGAGUAUCACGAGCCGCUGCUCAUCACCAAGGUGGAGGACGGCAGUCGAGCGGCGCUGGGUCGACUCCAGAUCGGUGACGAGAUAGUCAGCGUCAACUCGGUUCUUCUCAGUGGUUACAGGCUGGAGGCAGUUUGUCUGGUGAAAAGCUCACAUAAGACGCUCGCUCUAGGAAUAAAACGGAAAAACCGCUUCAAAGGGAGGAAUGAAUCAUCAUGUAGACCCCAUUCGUGGCACUCCGCUAAAUCCACAGAUAACCCCGCCAUCGACAGCCCCAAAUCUGAGCCUAACCCUGCACCUGAUCCCACCUGGCAGACAAAAUACGAUGCAGGGUCAACCUCAAAAGACUACACCAGCUGUUGGGGACAGACCAAUCUGCGACAAGUUUCCUGCCAUUUCAGCUCUGUGGGAAACAUGGAAAGUGUAGAACCCUCAUCUCACGCUUUCUCAAAAGAACAGCCUUUAUUGAGCAAACCCAGUGGAGCAGCAGAUCACCCAUUGCUUGAGAGUGCCAUCAGCAAACCUACUUCUGCAAGUAACCCGUUUUUAUCAGACACAGCUGACCAUAGUGCACCUCGGGCUGUCACCGGUACAGAAGGGAUGUUUUAUAGAGGCAUUCCCAGUGAUCUAGGAGUUCCCAAUGACUGCCAUAGAUACAUACAGAUCCCAAUUGGCAAUGGUGGACAAGUGAGUCCCAGCGUGGAGGAGCAAGCUAGCUCCAAAUUCUCCUCCAAUGGGAGAUCCAACCAUAGACCUGUGUGGCAUAUUCCUGAGAACAAGAUUUCCACUACUCAAGCUCCUUCUCCACCCUUGCGUAGUGAUAGUUUCACUGCCACCAGAGUUCAUGAAAAGAGCUUGGUGGGAUCGUUCCCUGAAGGACUUUCUGCUUAUCCGGCACAGAAACCUCACUGCAGAGCUGUGGACCGACAGUUGGACGGGCAUGAAGCGGGGCAUGAAACGAGACAUGUCUACAAUCUACCGCCAAAGAAGGAACUUCUUCAGCCGUAUCUUCCGGUUGAGGACUACUCCAACCAGUUAAACCCUACCAAACUCUUUUCCAAGUCUACAACUGAUGUUAGACAAGGCCAGAACCCGUUUACACAUGAACUUCAGCAUCAGAGACAGCACAGCGAUGAUAGUACCUUUUCUGUGUACCCAAACUCUGCAUGUUCACCAAAGACCCAAAGUGUUGGGAGCUACUACCGAAGUCUUCAAGAUUUGCCCACCAACACUGGCAGUCGAAACCAAACCAGAACCUCUAUGGCCUUUGACCCUAAUCAUGAGGGCCAGGCUCAUUUCCGUUACUACUGCAUCACUGCUCAGCAGCCAUCCUUGGAAUCACCUCUUCAUGGUUGGAUGGGUGAUGAACGGAGGUCUGAAAUCGGAAUCACCCAAGGUGCCACAAACAGAAGCUUUGUUGCUUCUCAAAAGGUUGUGAAGACAAAGUAUUCCCAGCUGUACCUCAGUGUACCUGAGAACAAGUGCUCUAAUGGUUACAGCAAACAAUCCAUCAGUCCUCCUUCAUCUCAAACCACAUCCCCUGUACCAAAUCAUCUGAUUUCAAUGUCCAGCUCUGGGGAAAGAGAGACUCCUAAGAAGAAAGAUGGAGUGAAGCAGAACCCUUCCAGACAUGUUCUAAAUCUCCAGACAGAGCGAAAGAACUCUGUAUCGACUUACCACCAGGACAAUCCAUGGAUCAGCAAACAAGAUCAAAAGAUCUGUCCACACAAGACACCCAUGUUGCACUCUUUGGCCCAGGAGAGCAAAAAGAUGGCAGAAAAAUCAGUAACAGCUGUAGGAGGAUGUCAAGAAUCAACUGAUGCCAUCGGUGGCAAACUGGCAAGACGAAGUGACCGCUAUGCCACAACUCUACGCAAUGAGAUUCAACAGAAGAGGGCCCAGCUUCAGAAAAGCAGAAGUGCUGCUACCUUGACCUGCUCAAGUGAAGUUGAGGAGGACUCUGACAUCUGGAAGUCCAAUGAGACCUCCACAUCAUCUUCUGAUGGUUCCUUCACCAAUACUUACAAGGAUCACCUGAAGGAAGCCCAAGCCAAAGUUCUGAAGGCCACAUCGUUUAUGAGGAGGGACCUGGAGCUUCCUGGGAAUGAAGUUGCACCGGGUCAACUUCCCAAAAAACCUGGGCCUGUUCAAGGGCAAGUCACCCGCAUUGGGGGGCGUAAAAGGUUUCCCAUGGAUAAAAAGAUACACUCCUUCUCUGAACCAGACAAGAUCAAUCAAGUAGGAGUUGAAGAUAAGGCAGCUGGUUCCUUUGUGGACCGAUAUAAGUUCUUUGAAGGUUCCUGCAAGCCAGUUCUCGAAAAGCCCAUUCCAAAGCAAAACCUGCUAAGCCCUACUGAAGAUCACAGUGAGAGAAAGACUAGAUUAACUGGAGACAGUGGAAGCAUCAGUCAGUCUCCCUUAAAACAGAGUAAAUCGAGUCAUGCUGACCUUAAUACAGAAGAGCAGCAAAGGCUUGGUACAUUUGCGGAAUAUGAAGCUACAUGGAACAUGCAGAAGAAGCCAGUGGAAAGAAGAACAACAGGCAGAUAUCAUUCAGCUGAAAACAUCCUGGACUCAGGCUUGGAGGAAUCCAACAGCACAGUGUGUGUUCAUGAAAGAUCCCGUUCCUCUCCUUCUGCCGAUUUCUACGGACAGAAAAUCCCUCUGCCACCCAGAAAGUCUCCUGUUGAAUCUCCCCCUGAACUCAAGGACCAACAGGAGACCUGUAUCACUAGUGAGGAUGGUCCACUCAACAUCUCCGAACCUCUAAAGUCCAUCACACUGAACGUUCUGGAAAGUGAUGUGGCGUCUCUUUCCUCCAACCAGCAACCGAGACUUGAUGCCAGGCAUUCUCCACCAUUCUCACAUCAUCUCCAGGUUCCAAUUUCAGAGCAGCUCUUCCGUAAAAACAAAAGUCCUGAUCCACAGAGAUCUGCUCAACCCAAACAGCUGGAGACUACAUGCCCUUUCAGAGCCUCCCAGGACAUUAGGGUUCAGACCAAUUCCCCUAAGCCAAUUCAAGGACCAUGUCUUUCAGAGCAUCUGGACAGACACAAAAGCCCAACCGCUACACCAGAGGACAGUCAGAGAUCAGACACAGAGGGAAUGUUAUCACACACUCUACGUCUUUUAGGUCAUUCCUCCAUUUCUCCUAAGCAGAACGUUGACCUGACGGUAACCUCAGCCAACAGAACACGUUCUCCUUCUCCUCAAUUCUCUCCUCAGAAGCUCACAGAUGAACCACCUGCAACUUUGCAGAAAAAGGAUCCAUCAGGUAAUAAGAUGGAGGAAACAUCAGAGCCAAAAACUUCUGGGAGGAAGGUCCCCAUACAGAUCGUCUGUAUAGGAAACGGUUCACAAAACUCUCCACCACAUGGUGAAUCAUCAGAAGGUCCUGAGGUGCCCAAAAAUGUCCAACUAAAAAAACUAGAUUUUCCAAAGCAAUCUAAGUCACCGUUUAUUGCCUACACCCGCCCGGAUCCAAGCAGAAAUGCAGAACAUCAGACUGCCAAGAUGGUACUAGACAGUAAAAUGCGGUUGAGAAGCAAUGGUGUGGGCGAACACUCAGAGGAGGACCUGAAACGAGAAGAGCUGGCCAGAGAUAUCAUGGGGAAGGACAAGAGUCUGGUGGACAUCUUGGAUCAGAGUAAGAUGAAGACAACCAUGGAUCUGAUGGAGGGAAUAUUUCCACAAGGAGAGCAGCUCUUGGAGGGAGCACAGCAGAGAAGGAAAGCAGCCUCCAAACAGACAUCCCCCAAAAAUACACAGCAGAGGGUGGAAGACAGUAUGGCGUCAUCAGUGUCAUUAGUGAGCAGUUCGUCGUAUUAUAGCACAUCUGCACCUAAAGCAGAGCUGCUCAUAAAGAUGAAGGACAUGCAGGAGCACAUGGAGGAACAGGAUUCAGAGGAUGAACUCAAUUAUGACCUGUCUAGCAAGAAGCAAGAGUUGAUUGACAGCCUAAGCGGGAAGCUGCAGGUGCUGCGAGAAGCGCGUGAAAGCCUGCAGGAAGACGUUCAGGACAACAACGUUCUGGGGGAGGAAGUGGAGGCCACCGUACAGAGCGUCUGCAAACCCAACGAGCUGGAGAAGUUUCGCAUGUUCGUAGGCGAUCUGGACAAAGUGGUCAGUCUGCUUCUGUCUCUGUCUGGCCGACUGGCCCGUGUGGAGAACGCCCUGAACAACCUGGAUGAGGGAAUAUCAGCGGACGAGAAGCACACUUUGACUGAGAAACGCAAGCUGCUGAUUCGCCAGCACGAAGACGCCAAAGAGCUGAAGGAGAACUUGGACCGAAGGGAACGCCUGGUUUAUGAGAUUCUGGCCAGCCACCUCAGCGGAGAGCGUCUCGCCGACUACAGGCACUUCGUCAAGAUGAAGUCGGCGCUCAUCAUCGAGCAGCGCAAACUGGAGGACAAGAUCAAACUGGGAGAAGAGCAGCUCAAAUGUCUGAAGGACAGUCUGCCGCUGGACCAGAGGCUGCUGUACUGAACCGUACCGGACUCUGGACUGGACUACGUUAAGUGAACAUUUGCUCGUGUGCACUGGAUAGACUAAUCACCAUCAACACAAGACCAUUUUGAUCUCAGUUCCGUGAUUUCAUUAGCUCUGGUUUUCUCGAUUUGCAGCAUUUUAGCUUUGAAUCUGCUCACGUUUUCAGGGGUUUUCUAAAGGUUUUUUUCUACCUGCACGUUUAAUUUAUUUUGCUGCUGAAAGCUAAUGGUGCUAUAGACCCGCUCACUCUCGACCAGAUCCACCCUGAACGCCGUUUCAGUGACUUUCGUGUAUUAUCAAUGUUUUAAACUUUCUCAGUUUGUUUUUAACCCUCAUUAAAUAUGAAGUAUUAAUAGGAAGGGAGGUUCAGAAUAGCUCUAAACUAUGAUUUGUGAUAUACGAACACGCAUUCGUGCUGCAAUAAAUAAAUGAUAAAAAUACAGAUGCGCAUUGCAACUCUUGUCGUGGCUCUUCAUGGUUGCGGAUGAGAUCCGGUUAAUUCAUCCGGUCUGAUUUCACACUUGCUCCAAGGACGUGACUCGCGACAAAACUGGAAAGAAUUGAAAAAUUGCAAAUUGAGAUUCUGCAAAAACAUCUAAAUAUUGAGAAAAUCACCUUCAAAGUUGUCCGUAUUAUAUCCUUAGCAAUGCAUAUCACUAAUGAUUUUUUAUAUAUAUUCACGGUAGAAAAAUAUCUUUAUGGAACAUGAUCUUUACUUAAUAUCCCAAUGAUUUUGGGCAUAAAACGGAUCAUUUUGACCCAUAUAUGGGUGCCUAUUGCUACAAAUAUACCUGUGCUGCUUAUGACUUGCGCUCCAGGCUCACAAAUAUUUUAUUAACAGUCAUUAACAAAUAGCUAUUUCGUGAAGCUUCACACACCCUCACGGUUUUAUGAUCUUCAUGAGUCACCGCGGUUUCCCACACGAGACGAAUGCUUCCUCAUGGUUUGUUUUUAUGAUGUUGACGGUGAUCAUGAGCCAUGGUCAAUCAUUCACAGGACCGUAUUCGCCGGCUUGUUUGCCCAGGAUUUCAGAGCAGCGGGAAGCCCAGCUUCAGACGGUUUCCAGUCCAACGGCUAGCGGCGAAGACGGAGGAAGCGCUGAGAGAAGAUCGGAGGACCGGCUGCUGAAAGGCUGCGAUGUUUCGUCACAAACGUCCACCGUAACCGUGCACGGCCUUUUGGUGAAGUAGGCUACGCUUAUUCCUUUCGAGCAACAGGAGGUUGGAGAUCUAAGCUGAACCUCUCCCUGUGUUUCUCUUUCUCUCAGAGGGAUGUCUGGGAGCUCUGUUUGCCAGGUUUCUUAGAGACGCCGUUGGUUAGUCAAACCCACAACAAGCAAUUAGCUCCGUACAGACCGUUCAGGAUGGAUCUUCUCCGGGAGGAAAGCGCGCUUUGAGGCCGGAAGUCAU
Puntigrus tetrazona (Sumatra barb) is the source of this 6093-nucleotide messenger RNA. It is a transcript of the gene shroom2b, whose product is annotated as shroom family member 2b. Gene Ontology annotation, biological process: actin filament organization. The coding region runs from base 92 to 4681 and encodes 1529 amino acids. The transcript has 12 exons. The record is from RefSeq and is a predicted model, not a curated record. Gene Ontology annotation, cellular component: cortical actin cytoskeleton; apical junction complex; apical plasma membrane. Lineage: Eukaryota; Metazoa; Chordata; Actinopteri; Cypriniformes; Cyprinidae. Gene Ontology annotation, molecular function: actin filament binding.